GACCGUUGUUGUGAGGAGUCGGAACAGACACGCACAAAUCGAAGAUGACUACCCCGGCUAAUGUCCACCGCAACAACCCUCCUGCCGAGGGGAGGAUGCGUGAAACAGCCGGGGCGGGAGAGUCGAGGCCCCAUGAUCAUUGUGCCGAGCGGAUUCCAUCGAGUAAAGGAAAUGCCCAAAAGGGGCAGGAUUGGAGUUUUGAUCGAGUAACAGCGGUGAGGCAGAGCAAUCAGUCGCUGCAGGAGAGGCCCGAUGGCGGAUGCCGGAGGCGCCCGAUUCCGACCCAUGGUUCUGAGUGGUCCAGCAGAUAAGACCGGAAUUUUCUUCACUUGCCCCAUGAGGAGCCAGCGUCCCGAAGAGGCAACGAUGAGGGUGUACAGAAGUGAGGCCCUCCGGUGGAAAAGGCACCCUGUCCCAGCCGGAGCGAGGAUGCUGGCACUUAUAAGCCCCGGUUAUCGAUAUCGCGAUAACAUAGGGUCCGGUCCUGCAGGCCAGUCACCGGGUCAAUCAUCAACAAAGGAGAUGCCAGGCUGGCCAGCCGGUGGAUCCGUCCAUGGGGUGGAGCCAGGUUUUUGUUACUCGAUGGGAUUAUUAGGUUCGAUCCCCGUGGGUCUGGCGGCGGCGCGAAAACAAAGCCGGGCUUAUCUGGGCGGACAUUUAAAGUCCUUAUCGCGGCCUGGCUCGUCGUCCUCUCGCCUCGUCGCUCCUUAUCAGACAUCACAUCCCUUGCCUCUCAAGGUGCUGCAGCCUUUCCUGUUCCGUCGGUUUCUUAUCUCUUGUCGCCUCUUAACUUUGGCCAUCCUCAGCCUGCUCUGUUCGCCCACCUCCGGGUUCAUCUCCUCUGUCUUUCGUUCAUCCCCUUCCCCGGAUCUUUUAGCGCCCAAUCCUUUUGACCUGUCAUCAUGGAGGCUUCCCAAAUACCUUCAAUCGCGGUCAUCGCCUCGUCCCGCGCCGUUAUCUCCGGCCGUUUGACAUCCGCCACCAUCGUGAUCUCUCGCACUUCCGGCAAGAUCACCGCUGUCUUCGAUGUGGUCAUCCCGGCUUCGGACUUCCCUGCUGGCACCCCCUAUACUGAUUAUACCCCUCAUGUGCUGCUGCCUGGACUGGUGGAUGCCCACGUCCACCUGAACGAGCCGGGCCGCACCGAAUGGGAAGGCUUUUACACCGGCACCCAGGCUGCUGCCUUCGGUGGUGUCACCACAGUGAUUGAUAUGCCCCUGAAUGCUAUUCCCCCCACCACCACGGUGGCCAACUUCAAAGAGAAACUCCGUGCUGCCCAAGGGAAGUGCUGGGUUGACGUUGGCUUCUAUGGUGGCAUCAUUCCCGGUAAUGCCGGCGAUCUGAAGGCCUUGGUCCAGGAGGGCGUUCGCGGGUUCAAGGGCUUCCUCAUAGAUAGCGGGGUAGGUUUU
This is a messenger RNA of Aspergillus sclerotioniger CBS 115572, 1409 nucleotides long. RefSeq lists its product as uncharacterized. The record is from RefSeq and is a predicted model, not a curated record. The transcript has a single exon. The coding region runs from base 253 to 972 and encodes 239 amino acids. Lineage: Eukaryota; Fungi; Ascomycota; Eurotiomycetes; Eurotiales; Aspergillaceae.